Molecule: messenger RNA, 740 nt
Organism: Eutrema salsugineum
Lineage: Eukaryota; Viridiplantae; Streptophyta; Magnoliopsida; Brassicales; Brassicaceae
Exons: 1
Coding region: 196-405 (69 amino acids)
Source: RefSeq, a predicted model, not a curated record
UUUGUAGUCUUCACAAAGCUUAGCAUCUAAAACCAAUUCCUCUCCUUAGCCACCAAGAAACCAAUAACUCUACAUAAACAAUUCAAGCUUCUCCAUUUUCAAGCUUUAAUCUUUCCAUCUUCACCUGAAAACCAAAAAAAAAACAAGAACCUGUUACACACAAACACAAUUCAGAUUACAGAAUUUUUUUGAGAUAUGAGUGCAGAUUGGGGACCUGUGAUCGUGGCAGUGGCACUGUUCAUCCUACUCUCACCAGGAUUGCUCUUUCAGCUACCAGCGAGGACAAGAGUGAUGGAGUUCGGGAACAUGAGCACAAGCGGCAUUUCGAUUUUGGUCCACGCCAUUAUAUAUUUCUGUAUACUCACUAUCUUGAUCAUAGCCAUACAAAUUCACAUCCAUUUCUGAUCCUCUACUGUAACAAAGGCAAGCUUAUUUGGAUUCAAAGUUCGCCUUUUUCCGCUAUUUUUUCUUUUCUUUCUAAUCUCUGAUUCUUGGCUCAAAGGCUUUCAAGCAGGGUGACACCAAAAGAGGUUGUACGCAAAUAAAAUCUGUAAUUUUUGUAUCCCAUAACUUAAUUUCUAAAGUCUAAGUAGCUCCAGUCACACAUCAAUUGGGAUAAAAACAUUUCUGAACUCUCGUGGCAUGUAAUAAUGCAACAUAAAGCAUCUUUUUUUUGGCUUAAAAACUCGAUUGUUUCCACAAAUUUUCACUAAAAUCUCUGAUCUUUUGCUGAUAUUGUA